AUGAAGUCGUCAAAAUCUCAGCGCAUUGGAAUGCCCCCUCGCGGCCGAUCUUCACGGAGUAACGACGGUCAUGGAUUGGCGCCACGAUCGGAAGAGGGAGGCACAGGGGAGAGACGAAGCGCUGGGGACGCGUCUUCCAACGCCCCUACUGUGGUUCAUCACCAAGUGACAAGUGUCUUGACACGCGAGAAUUCAUCUGGGAUUGAGGCUAUGCGAAGAAGAAUGAGUGCCGCGCUGGCACAGAAACAACAAAUGCGCGCCGCUGCUGCCCACACAGCUUCUAGCGGUUCGUCUGACACCACGAAACAGGACGACUCAUCCGAAGCCUCAACAUCCCUGCAGCAUGCAGAGUCAAGUUCGGAUGAAUCGGUCAACACCGCUGCCCUUUCGACAGAUUCUGCUCGGACCAUACGAGCCACAUUUGACAUGACGCCGGGAGCUGUCAGGACCCCAUCAUAUCCAUUCCCUCGUAUGGCUCUGCGACUCAAUCGUAAUACCAGCCACCGCUCAGGACCUUCGCACAGACCGUUCACACUCUUGUCCCCAACCAACGAGCCGCCGUUAAGUUCAGAACCUGCGCAGCCUCCCCUUCCGCAACGCCAAACGUCCUCCUCGGAUCUGAGUACGCCAAUUGGUCAGACCCCAUUGAGUGCAGGUUUUCCCGAAGACCCCAAUUUCCCAGCGCCGGACUUGUAUGAUAUUAUCCUGAUGCUCAAUGCAGAACCAGGUUUGGAUAUGUGGUGGGUCAAUGUCACCGAGAUUCUGUCCGAGGUUUAUGGUGCCGAGCGCGCAUCACUAGCGGUGCCUGGGGAUAUCACCGAUCUCGAAAACGUUCCGUGGGGCCAGAAGGCAACGUACAACGUCAAUGGCAGCGAGGGGGUGCCGCCGUCGCAGUUUGAUUCUCUGGCCACCUCCGAAGCUGAUAUAACCUCUCUAGGCCGACGGCCAGAACCUGCCAGCCGAGUUGCCAGUGACGUUAGUUCUGCGCCUCUACGUCGACCACCUCUUUUGUCCCGGCAUUCCAUUGCGGGUCCGGCUCCAGAUCCAUCUGCGAGGGGUGCUCGCCAGAGACCUGCGGGGCCUGUUCGUGCCUAUAGCAUGACACCUAAAGAACCAGUAGAGGAAGCACCGACGAGCUCACCGCUUAUGCCCAGGUUGACCAGACAAGCUGCCACACCUCGAUCAGUGUCGGUGGCAGAGUCGGACCCCUUGGCACUAAGGGAACAGUACAAUUCGUCUGGGUCCGGUUCGUCGACACUCAGAUGUCAUGUCCAUCGCUCGAUCCAGCCUCUAGAAGCCGAAUCCGAUCCGUUGCUUGUCCGGACAGGGGUUGCAACGUUGUUUGGGAAGAGGAAACCUGUUGUAUUGACCAGAGCUUAUACGGACACCGCGCCGAGACCGUCACCCAAGAUCAAAGGGAGAGACGAGAAUCGAAGCGCGCCACCAACGCCCUCGCCGGGAGGCCCUGACGACUGUAGGCCCGCAAGACCCGAAGACAGUCUGAUGCUGCAAGCCGGCUUUCGUGCAUUUGACGAAUAUGAGCAACCAGAACCAUCACCCUGGUCGCAGAGCCCUUCGCCCUCGCCUGCAGCACGUCCUGACCCAGCCGAGUCCCCGUUCUUUACGCAACCCACGGCAUCCAUUGACGAGACUGCGUUCGAACAGAACCCCCCGCCAUAUGAUUAUGCGACCACAGCCAAUCAGCCGUUGAGCGCGAUAGGUGCCGACAUGUCCAAGACUCUGAUACACGUGCCGCUCAUACAGCCAAUUUUGGCCAGAGGAACUCUAGCGUCUAACCUUCGUUUCCCUAUAGCCAUCCUCUCGUUCUUGUCGCCACUGAACCCGUAUCCGCGUAGUCUGCGGCAUUCUUUGGAGGCCCUUCUACCACAUCUGGCAAGUGCAUAUUCACUUGCGCAGCAGUACAGUGCUCUUCAAGAUCGUUUACGUGGCGCCCCAGGAAGUCGCCAUGGAGCCGCAUUCGGCCUCGGAGGCACAUUCUCUGAUGAAGGGUCCGAACUCGAGCUCGUGGCUGAGCUGAGUGGACAGAUUGCGCAGGACAAGGAGAAUUCUAGAUCAUGGACAUAUCAAGAAAAUCUUAGUCCAGGUAGUCUUAGAGAAAGCCCUGGCAGCUCUGUGGUGAGCACGCCGCUUAUGGAGCAGUUUGGCUUGAGUUCGGGCCAGCCACCGACUCCAGGUGGCAAGACAGGAUCUGAAAUGGUCGACAGCUACUUUUCAGCCAGGAGGCAGAGAGCUGGCCAACAACCGCUUACUCCUGGCCCACGACCAACCAAGGAUGACCUCGACCAAGUCAAACACCCAACCGAGAAAUCUUCUGCCGGUUUAAAGAUAUCUGCGAGGAAAAGCACCGGUAAUACGACCAAAACACAGCCUGAUCCUCCCAGUCCAAUCGCUCUCCGGACGGCUAGCAUCACUUCCGAAAGUGAUAAUGGGGAUCAUUCUUUCCCCCUGUUCGACAGGGCUGAUUCUACGCUCCGGCGAAACACUGCUCGACGGGUUAGCGAGCACAAGGAUGAUGGCGAGAGACCUCUACCCGAGCUUAUAUCGUCGCUCAUGCUUAAUGCUGUACCCCUCCAGCUUUUCUUAGCCAAGCCAAGUACGGGAGACUUGGUUUGGACCAACCGCAAAUUCGAUGCGUUCCGGAGUCAAGGAGAAGGCCGCGUGCGAGAUCCCUGGAAGAACGUGCAUCCAGCAGACAGAAACGGUCUGGUGAAGCUGUGGAAUGAAGCUUUAAGAACGGGAAGUCAGUUCACACACUAUAUCCGCGUCAAGAGGUUCAACAGCGACAGCGAUUUCCGCUGGUUUGUGUUCCGAGCCAGUACUUUAUUGAGCAACAAUGGCCGACUUUUGUACUGGAUUGGGUCAUUUCUAGAUGUGCAUGAGCAGUACAUGAAAAACCUCGAAGCCAGCGAAAAGGAAGCGAUUAUGGCCCAUGACACAAAGAUUCGUGCACUUGCAGAUGCCAUUCCCCAGAUUCUGUUUGAGGCCAUUGAGGGAGACGGCAUUGUGGCUGUCAAUCAACAAUGGCAUUCCUAUUCAGGCCAAACUCUAGAGGAUGCUCGAGGGUUAGGUUUUGCGAAACAUGUCCACCGCGACGACCUGCACAAAUGUGGCAUUUUGGCGCCUUCAGACGUGGCCGCCAUUACACGAUCCUCAACGACAAGUCCAUCUUCAUCAAACGACUCUAACAAAACAGUCGGCCCAGCCGCGCCACCGCUUCCUACACAGAAAAACCUUUUCUCGCCAGAUCUGAGCUCAUUGGAGCGGAUGAUCAAAUCAGGCUCCGUGGUCGUGGAAAAGGACGAGAAUGGCCGCUUGUCUUACCUGACCGAGAUCCGGUUGAAGUCGAGAGGUGGUGGGUAUCGGUGGUUUCUUGUACGGCUUGUUCGGGUUGACACUGGUCUAUGGCAAAGUCAGAGCGGAAAGGCAUCGUGGUACGGUACAUGCACCGAUAUCGAGACGCGGAAAGCCCUGGAACGAGAAUUGAACCAAGCCAAUGAGAAGGUUCACUCGGAGAUGGAGUCCAAGACAAAGUUCUUCGCCAACAUGUCUCAUGAAAUCCGAACGCCGCUCAAUGGCAUUUUGGGUAGUAUGCCAUGGCUGGUCGAGUCAGAGCUGGAUCAUGAUCAAAGGCGGACAGUGGAUACCAUUCAAAACAGCGCCAAUAACCUGAGGGAACUCGUCGACAAUAUUCUGGACGUCACCAAAGUCGAGGCUGGCAAGAUGACGCUCCUUCCGAAAUGGUUUCAUGUUCGGGCACUCUGCGAAGAGGUGGUUGAUACGGUGUCUUCUAGGGCCAUCGAGCGUGGACUUGAACUCAAUUAUUCGCUGGAGGCUAACGUUCCAUCAAUGGUGAAGGGAGAUGCCUUUAGAGUGCGCCAGGUUCUCCUCAAUCUCCUCGGGAACUCUGUCAAAUUUACUGAACAGGGCGAGGUGUACAUGCGAUGUUCCUAUCGCGAGGCCGAGCCGGGCAGAUCAACCGGGCAGUCUGAUCACUCAGGCUUACUCUCAUUCGAUGUGGUUGAUACUGGGCGCGGUUUCAACGAAGACGAUUUCAAACGACUCUUCAAGCAGUUUGGCCAGAUUGGAGGCGGCAGCAGUCACGAGGCAGGCUCUGGAUUGGGCCUUUUCCUUUCCAAGCAGCUGGUUGAGAUGCACGGAGGUGAGCUAUCUGUUAAAAGCAAAGCAGGUGAGGGCUCGACCUUCAGCUUCUAUAUCAGAGUCGAGGUGGCUCCCCCAGGUUCCGAAGUUGCCUCACCACCGUUGGCUGCGAGAACCGCACAACAGAGACAGCCGUCGUUGGGAGGCAGUCCUCGAUCACGGUCCGAUAACAAAACACCAACAAUGGCGUCAGCUAAGGGUCUUCUACCUAACGAGGGGAUCAUUCAAACACCCGGGCUAUCCAGAUACGUGAGCCCCCCUCCACAACAGGUGCCCUCUCUACCAUCACCGGCAGUGUCGUCACCGACGCAGGUAUCUCCCCCAGUCCUUCUGUCCGAUAGUUCCGGACUGUCGAUGCGAUCAGACUCGGGAAAUAUCGCGUCUGUGUCGUCGGCAACUACGCUUGUGCAAACGCCCGAAUCUGCGCCUCCUGUCGAGUCCACAAUUUCGCCGGGUCAACGGCAAAUCCUGACAGAGAAGGCCAUUGCGUCUCACCCGAUUUUCAAACGAAGCAAAAGCGACAACGACGGAAGCAGUUUGACACCGGAAAAGGCACACCCUCAGACAUAUUCCGUUAUCAUCAUUUGCCCUGCUGAACACGCGCGGAUGGCGAUCAAGCAGCAUAUUGAGCACGUAGUGCCGUACUCAAUUGCAGCUAAUGUCACGACGAUUCCGGAUAUUGGUUCCUUCCUGGAUCUCUUGAAUGGGCCGUCUCCGCCGACUUUCACGCACAUUGUCCUGGAUAUCCCGGCGACGUCGGACAUUAUGUUGUUCAUGCGCCAGAUGGCGAAUUUUACGGGCACGGUGAUCCCAGCACUUGUGGUGAUUACCGAUCACUACCAGAAGCGGGAUAUUCUGGAUGACUUUACUACCCUCACGGCCAGUGGGCGCAAGGCCUACAUGAUUCACAAACCGGUCAAGCCGUCUGUAUUUGCGAUGAUUUUCGAUCCUGCACAAUUACGCAAUCUGAGCAAGGAUCGAGCACGUGAGGUCGCGCAGUCGAGCUCUGAUGACUUCCGAAAUAUUGCCAACUUGGUCAAGGAGAAGGUUGGUGGACAGGAGCACCGAGUGUUGUUGGUAGAGGACAGCGACGUGAACCGGAUGGUGAUCCAACGCUAUCUCAAGAAAGUUGCGCUGAUCAACGACUGUGCCAAAAACGGGCAACAAUGCGUCGACAUGGUUCAAGGCAACGCUCCGGGGUACUAUUCGCUUAUCAUCUGUGACAUCCAAAUGCCAGUCAAAAACGGGUAUGAGGCGUGCAGAGAAAUACGGGAGUGGGAAAGGAGUCACGGGUACCGGCCGUCGCCGAUCAUGGCAUUGACAGCGCAUGCUAUGCCCGAGGAGCGCGCAGCCGCAGCGAAUGCUGGAUUUACCGACUAUCUUACCAAACCGGUUGAUUUUAAUGUGCUGGGGACGAUGAUGAUGACGCUACUGGAUCCAACCGUGCCACACGUGUUCUUACAUGAUAGGCCUCUGGAGUCUUGA
Messenger RNA from Fonsecaea nubica, 5664 nucleotides. RefSeq lists its product as hypothetical. Gene Ontology annotation, biological process: phosphorylation; phosphorelay signal transduction system. The coding region runs from base 1 to 5664 and encodes 1887 amino acids. The transcript has a single exon. The record is from RefSeq and is a predicted model, not a curated record. Lineage: Eukaryota; Fungi; Ascomycota; Eurotiomycetes; Chaetothyriales; Herpotrichiellaceae. Gene Ontology annotation, molecular function: phosphorelay sensor kinase activity.